Messenger RNA from Pseudozyma flocculosa PF-1, 2061 nucleotides. RefSeq lists its product as uncharacterized. The transcript is spliced from 5 exons. NCBI's taxonomy places the organism in Eukaryota, Fungi, Basidiomycota, Ustilaginomycetes, Ustilaginales, Ustilaginaceae. The record is from RefSeq and is a predicted model, not a curated record. Gene Ontology annotation, molecular function: hydrolase activity, hydrolyzing O-glycosyl compounds. Gene Ontology annotation, biological process: carbohydrate metabolic process. The coding region runs from base 1 to 2061 and encodes 686 amino acids.
AUGCUCAAGAGACAGCGCGUCGAAAUCGGCGAGGACGACAUCGCGAGUGCUAUCCGGGCCACGCUGCAACGGCUCCGUAAAUCCCAUCCGCGGCCUCGCAUGGUCCGGAUGGGGGCCGAUCCCAGACACGACGACGACGGUCGCAUCUGCCAACUCAACCUCAACGGAGACUGGGCGUUCAGUGCUGAAGCUCCUCGCACCCCCGAAGAGCGACGCGAUAUCAUCAAGCUCGGGCUCGACCGGGCGGGAAUCGCGCCCAGAGGCGCCCGGAUCAAUGUUCCGUUCGCCCAUCAGACGUUGCUCUCGAGCGUCCACAAGACAACCGCUGUCCCGGCCGUCUGGUACUCAAAGGCCAUCGCCUACGAAGAUACGGCGCAGCUGGUGGGCGAGGGAUCGCAACGGGUCCUCUUGCACUUCGGCGCCGUCGACUACGAGGCCCGCGUCUGGGUCAACGGCUGCCAGGUGGCCCACCACAUAGGAGGCCACGUCGGAUUCUCUGCCGACAUCCGCGCCGAGCUGGACAUCUCCCUGACAUCCAAAGAGGCGGCCAUAGUCGUCGUCGAGGCUCGCGACAGCCCACAGGACCUCCGCCAGCCGCGCGGCAAGCAGUACUGGAAGCAAGACGAGCACGGCAAUGCUGCGCCCGAGAGCAUCUUCUACACGCCCACCACUGGAAUCUGGCAGACGGUCUGGCUCGAGGCCGUGCCGGGACCUCACAUAUCCCACGUCGCCACCACGCCCGACAUCGACUCUGGCACAGUCCGAGUUGAUGUCGAUCUGCAGGGGCUCGAGCAUGGUCCGGACCGGGGCUGGAUCAAGGUCGAAGCUAGCCUGCAUGGGUACAAGUGCACCUCAGCGGCCAUCGCGGUUAGCAACGAGUCUUCUUGCUGCUCUCUCGUCGUCAACGUACGAUCGGCUGGUACACAACCAUCGCGCAGCUUCCGACCGUCGCUAUACUCCAAGGACGUGCUGCCUCCCGAAGUGCACCGAGAUGCCUGGGACGAUGGCCUGGCCCUCUGGUCGCCAGAGCAUCCGACCCUGUACGACCUCACCGUCAGCUACACGCUCGACCCGGAAGGCGGCGUGCCAAUGCUCAUAGACAAGAUCUUCACCUAUGUCGGCAUGCGGAAGGUCUCGGUCGACGACAGCGGCCGGCUCUGCCUCAACCAUCGGCCCUAUUUCCAGAAGCUCCUGUUGGACCAGGGCUACUGGCCCAAGAGCGGCAUGACAGCGCCGAGCGAAGACGCCUUCCAGGUGGACAUCACAAGGGCAAAGGAGCUCGGCUUCAAUGGCUGCCGCAAGCACCAGAAGGUCGAGGAUCCGCGCUUCUUUUUCGAGGCCGACCGUCUGGGCUUCCUUGUCUGGGGCGAGAUGGCCAACGCGUACGAGUACUCGGCCAAGUACGUCGGCCGCUUCAUCGCAGAGUGGAUGGAGGUGAUCCGCCGCGACUUUUCGCACCCGUGCAUCGUCGCCUGGGUCCCGGUCAACGAGUCGUGGGGCGUGCCAGCGCUGGGCGUCUCGGCGCAGCAACGCGCCCAUCUGGCGUCGCUGCACCACCUCACCAAGUCGCUCGAUCCCACCCGGCCCGUCGUCGACAACGACGGGUGGGAGCACGUGUGCACCGACCUGAUAACUAUCCACGACUACCGACCCGCCGCAGAUCUGGCGGCAUCCUACGCCGACCGCGCCGCGGCGCUGCGCGAAAAGGUGCUGGGCCACCCCAUCUUUGUCGCGGGGCCCACCGCCGCACCUUCGACUUCCUCGUCGAAGCUGCCGCUGCCUCUGCCGAUCCUCGUAACCGAGUACGGCGGUCUGGCCGUCAAGGGCGGCGCUGCAGGGUGGGGAUACAGCGAGGCGGCGGACCAGGCCCAGUUCCUCGACCAGUUUGGCCAGCUCACGGCCGCGCUCGUCGCCGGCGGCGUCGUGCAGGGUUUCUGCUAUACCCAGCUCGCCGACGUCGAACAGGAGGUCAAUGGCCUCCUCACCGCCGAGCGACGCCACAAACUCGACCCCAGCGCCGUCAAGGCCAUCCUCGACCGCAUCAAGCCGCCGUCCGCGUAG